Acanthoscelides obtectus is the source of this 1665-nucleotide messenger RNA. Lineage: Eukaryota; Metazoa; Arthropoda; Insecta; Coleoptera; Chrysomelidae. The record is from the annotation of a GenBank genome assembly.
AUGUUAAUAGAGAAAGAAGAAAUUGUUUUUCGCGAUGAAAAAAGAAAAAUUUACUAUUUGGACGAAACGUGGGCUUUUCUAGACGGUCUUUCGGCUGGAUUGAAAAAUCCUGCAGGUAGUGAAGACGGCUUUGUUCCCGAAGCACUGUGGGCCUUUGAAUCAAAAAAGACAGGGGACUAUCAUGAGGAGAUGGACGGCAAUUCCUUUGAAAAUUGGUUCUCCAAAAUGUUACUAAAGCUGGAGAAUAACGCUGUUAUUGUACUGGAUAAUGCCCCUAUAGUCAAUAGACAUAAAUACAAAUACGAUUUUAAAAUGAUCGACGAAAUGGCCAAAAAACAAAAUAAAACUCACUACAAAAAUGGUGCAAAAAUAAAAAACACGUUUCGCGCGCUUCCUGAACAUUUCGGUCGCAACAACCGCCCAAACGAAACAACCAUCGGUCGUCUGGUGCGUAAAUUCGAGGCAACAGGUUCUGUGGCAAAUCUGCUAGGCUCUGGACGGCCAAGGAGCGUUCGCACACCGGAAAAUAUUGCUGUUGUGAAGGAGAGUGUGAGAGACGAUCCGAAACAAUCAACAACGCGUCGAUCCCAAGAAUUGGGCAUUUCGAGAACCAGUUUGCUCCGCAUUCUCCACACGGAUUUGAAUGUACACGCCUACAAGAUCCAAUUGACGCAAGAGCUGCGUCGGGCCGACCAUUUUUCGCGCCGAACGUUCUCAGAUUGGCUCCUCCAAAUUGAUGAAAAUUUUUCAUCAAAAAUCAUGUUCAGCGACGAAGCGCAUUUCACUUUGAAUGGGACGGUAAACAAGCAAAACUGCCGCAUCUGGGCGAACGAAAAUCCCCGUGAGUAUCGAGAGCAGCCGAUGCAUCCUCAAAAAGUGACUGUGUGGUCUGCAUUGUGGUCAAAAGGCAUCAUCGGACCUUACUUUUUCGAAAAUGCGGCCGGCGACGCCGUUACCGUCAAUUCUGAGCGAUAUCACGUGAUGAUAGAGGACUAUUUUUUGCCGCAACUUGAAGGAAUGGAUAUGGACGAUGUUUAUUUCCAACAAGACGGUCCAACAUGCCACACAACCAACGUCAAUAUCCAUCGAUUGCAGUCCUUCUUCGGUGAUCGCGUGAUUUCGCGCAGAGGAAAUGUGCCAUGGCCACCAAGAUCAUGCGAUUUGACUCCCUUGGACUUAUUUUUAUGGGGAUAUUUGAAAAGCAAAGUCUACGUCAACAAACCAGCCACCCUCCAAGAACUCAAAAACAACAUCAUUGCCGAGAUAAAUGCCAUAGAACCGACCAUGUUGCAAAAUGUCAUUGAAAAUUUCGACCAUCGCGUGGACGUCUGUAAAUCCAGUCGUGUCAUCAUCGAGCUUCGAAAAAUCAACCCCGAAAGAAGAAUCAUCCUCCACCAAGACAAUGCACCCGCGCACACAGCCCAAAAAACAAUGCAGUAUUUAACGGAAGAAAAUGUGGAAUUAUUGAACCAUCCUCCAUAUAGUCCCGAUCUAAGUCCUAACGAUUUCUUUACUUUCCCGAAAAUUAAAAACAGACUGCGUGGUCAAAGGUUCCAGUCACCAGAAGAAGCAGUUGACGCAUUCGAAAAUGCCUGCUUCGAAAAUUGGUUCGAGCGCAUGCAGAUGUGUAUUAAUCUUCAUGGAGAAUACUUCGAAAAACAAUAA